Molecule: messenger RNA, 3368 nt
Organism: Drosophila subpulchrella
Lineage: Eukaryota; Metazoa; Arthropoda; Insecta; Diptera; Drosophilidae
Gene: Nab2
Product: zinc finger CCCH domain-containing protein 14
Exons: 5
Coding region: 159-3212 (1017 amino acids)
Biological process (GO): regulation of mRNA stability
Cellular component (GO): nucleus; cytoplasm
Molecular function (GO): metal ion binding; poly(A) binding
Source: RefSeq, a predicted model, not a curated record
ACUAGUUUUGGAUAUCGGAGCAGCUGCGAUAAUUAUUUUUUGGGAGAUUUUGCCAUUUUCGCAUGUUACAAAAAAAGUCGAAUUGGCCAACAAAUAGACGUCAAUAGAUAAAUGCCCCGAAGAACCGACUGCUACAACGGAUAGAGAAUCAAGCGAACAUGGAGUGCAAUCUGGGGAGCGAGAUUGGUCAGAAGAUGCGCAGUGCCGUCAAGGCGAAGCUGCUGGAACUGGGAACAGGAGGAUCAUCUGGUUUCAUAGACGACGAACUGCCGGACUACGUGAUGGUCAUGGUGGCCAACAAACGCACGAAACAACAGAUGAACGCGGAGCUGAAUCUUUUUCUGGGUGAUCAGACCGAUCUCUUCGUCACAUGGCUGCACGAGGUACUGCAGAAGCUCCAGGAGGUCACACUGCCCACAUCCAGUGCUUCCGGCAAGAAGCGAAAGUCUCGUGGCCAAGGAGAGCCUACCAAAUCCAAGGAGAAAGAAAAGGAAAAGGACAAAAAGGGAUCCAGAAAAGAUAAGAGGACAAGAGGAGAGCUGUCGGAGCCACAGCCUAGUUCCACGGACGCAAUGCCCGUCAUCACCUCCAUCACAGAUGUCUUUGCCGAAGAGUUACUGGAAAAGGCGAAGAAAACCAUGGACAUCGAUCUUAGUGCCAAAGACGAGAUACUGCACAAAAAGAAGAAGCGCGCAUCCAUCGAAAAUGUGGAGACAUCGGCUAGCAAAGAGCAGGACUUGCCCGCCGUAUCCGAGAUCAGCUCCACGACCAGCGGUGUCAAUCGGCAGAAGGAUCUCGCCGAGCUGGCCGAAAUCCAAAAGAAGAUUCAUGCCGCCAAGAAGCAUUUACGUCAGAUUGGCGAAAUCGGGGACGAGAGCGACGAAGACGACGAGGAUCUUUUGAACCUGAGUGCCCAGGACGAGUCGGUGGAUCAGGAGCCCGAGGAUGAGCCGCCGCAGACGGAGCCGCCACCAAGAAAAGCCAAGAGUCCCAUUGUAUUUAACAGACGCGAGAAGACACCCGAAAGGCGUCCAGAGGCUGAGCCAGAGAUUGAUUCCCGUCAGGAAGCGGCGUCGCAGGAGACAAGCCCUAAAAGGGAUAUGGCGACUGAGAAAUCUAAGGAAGACCGCUCUGAGCGAAAAUCCGUGCACGAUCGUCUGGGUUCCAAGGGCCAGCAGCCGGCAGAGCGCCCGCAGCGCAGCCAAAAGGAGCUCUAUGUACCGGCCCAUCGACGACGCAGUGAGCCUGAGGCCAGCAAGGAGCGGAGUCAGCGGGAGCGCUCCCGGGAACGACGUUCUAGCCGUGAUACCUCGAGGGACACCAACCGGAAUCAACGCCAGCGUCGUUCGCCCAGUCAAGAGGCUCCCAGUACCAAACAACGCAUUGGUUCCCGGGUAAUUGUGGCCGUGAACAAGCCGCCAGAGCCGUCGGACGAUGAGGACAUGGCCGAUAAGCCAGUGAACUCCGUUAUCAAGAUCAAGCCCAGGCCGCAAGUUUCUCCCAGACGGCAGGCCUGUAAGAACCUCCUGCUGCGAGCUGUGGCCGAUGCCCAGCGAUCCACAAUUCUGGCUAAGACAUCAUCGAAAAAGGAGACUGAAGAAGUGGGUAAGAUAAGCAGCUCUCUAGGCAAGCGCAAAUCAAUGGAUAAGAAUGAUAGGGUCCCGGAUCGCGAUCGGGAAAGGGAACGAGGCAAGCGGAGUGCACCGGGCAACGAACUCUUUCGGCGCACCACCCGGGAGUUGGUGGUCAAUGUGACGCAGAGGGAUGGCAAGCGUACACGGAGAUCCAACGAGAGUCGCGCCGAGAUCAAGGUGGUGGAGGAAGAAUAUACGCCUACUUCGAUGACUGAGCCAAUCGAAUCGUAUGUGCCGCAGCUGCUGGCCAAUGUGGAUGAAUUGGAUUUGCACAUCAGCUCCCAUGACGAGCCAAGUCCCAGUUCCGGAGCCCUCAAGACCCAGUUUGUGGUCACGUUAAACGGCGACAAAGCACUCGGAGGAAACAACAGCAAGGGAGGCUCCUAUCGCAAUAGGCCGAGCAACUCACGAAGACGCUCCUCCUCGCCAGUGUCCACGCCACAAGUGUCCUCAUCCAGCGCUGAACCGACGUCCACGACGGCGGACAAGCGACGCCGAUCGAAUCGGGACAGGAGCUUCUCGCGCUCGCCAACACAGAACAGUGGGUCGCCCUCCCUGCAAACGACACGGAGUCUCAAUCGCAGCGAGGUGCUCCGGCAGCCACAGGAGAUCAAAAAGAUCAUCAUUAAGAAUGACACCGAUGAGGAUGAUGAAAUGCACGGUUCACCGAAAAAACGAUCGCCCAAUAAACGCCAACAAGCGGCGCCAGCUACCACCUCGGCCAAUGGCCACAAGGACAAUAAGGAUAAAGCUCCAAUUGAGGAUGGCUCCACUACUCCCCCACUGCCGGCCAAACCAAAGCAGCGGGCGGAGAAGAGACCUUCCAGCAAGGAGAAACACAUAAGAUCUAGUUCAGUGGAGGCGCCAGCGGUAGCCACGUCCGCCGGCGCCUCAAUUAGCACUUCCACAGCUACCAAAGCCAAGCACACGCCCAUACGCUUCACACUAAAGAACGAGGACGAGCCGAGUGCAAAUAAAAAGCGACGUUCCGGCAGCCGAGAACGCGUUGCAGUGGGUCCGGAGAAACGCAGAGUACCCAUACGUAAUGCGGAGGACAGGAAGUACGACAACCUGCCGGCAUUAAGCGCGGUUAGCGUGGAUUCCACCGUGCUGAAGGUGAACAAACCUAAGGAGCGCUGCAAGUACCAUCCUAACUGCACGAAGCAGUUCUGCGAAUACUACCAUCCGACGGCGCCCUGCAAGUCCUUCCCCAACUGCAAGUUCGCGGACAAGUGCAUGUACUCGCAUCCCAAGUGCAAGUUCGAUUUGGCCUGCAUGAGCAUCGACUGCAACUACGCCCACAGCGGUCAAAGGGAUCUUAGUCAUGUUCAGCUGGCGGCGCCUCCUCUAUCCUCUCACGUCAUACCCGUGCAGAACUACAAGUCGAUAUCGGCUCCUGUGACCUCCACGACAGCGACUACGAUGUGCAAGUACUACCCCAACUGUUCCAAGUUGGGCUGCACCUUUUAUCACCCAAAACCCUGCCGGUUUGGCAAGAACUGCGUGAACAAGCUGGAGUGCAUUUUCUACCAUCCGGAGAUGCAGAGCAAAUUCAAGUGGGUGGCAUCUUUGGGCUGAGCUAACCAAUAUACUAUGCGUUGAAACGAUAUUUAGCAAAUGUACUCUGGACUCUCUGAAAUCGGCCUCUAUUCGAUACCAAUGUCUUUCAAUUGUAUGAUUAGGAAAGCAUGGAGUCUUUUCUUUCUAUAUACACGGAGUUGUAUACCUAUUUAA